This is a messenger RNA of Gossypium raimondii (Peruvian cotton), 1290 nucleotides long. Its product is annotated as phospholipase A(1) DAD1, chloroplastic. The transcript has a single exon. The record is from RefSeq and is a predicted model, not a curated record. Gene Ontology annotation, biological process: lipid metabolic process. Gene Ontology annotation, molecular function: glycerophospholipase activity. Bases 1 to 1290 code for a protein of 429 amino acids. Lineage: Eukaryota; Viridiplantae; Streptophyta; Magnoliopsida; Malvales; Malvaceae.
AUGAGUCUCUCAAUGAAACCAGCAACGCCAUGCACAUUUCCCACCACAACUAGACCAGCCAAGCAUGUUUCUGUCCGUUGCUGCACUCUCACUCAAACGGCUGUGAGACCACUCAAAAUGUCCUUAGAUACUCAUCAACCGGCAGUCAAGAGUUGGGAACAUUUGCUCGACCCUCUUGAUUAUGACCCAAUGGCUUCACUUUUCACAUCUAGAGCCGUUAAGUUGGGCAACAAAUGGAAGGAGUAUCUAGGGGUUAAAAACUGGGAAGGUUUACUCGAUCCAUUAGACGAAAAUUUGCGGGGCGAAAUACUUCGGUACGGUAGCUUUGUUGAAGCUGCAUAUAGGUCAUUUAACUUCGAUUCGUCGUCGUCGUCGUACGGAGCUUGCAGGUACCCGAAAAGUACAUUAUUAGCCCGUUCGGGGUUGCACCAAACCGGUUAUCGUUUAACUAGACAUUUACGUGCCACGUCAGGGAUACGAUUGCCACGUUGGGUUGAAAUGGCGCCAAACUGGGUGGCAACGAAGUCUAGCUGGAUUGGUUACGUGGCAGUCUGUCAGGAUAAAGAGGAAAUCGCCAGGCUUGGCCGGAGAGACGUGGUGAUUGCUUUGAGAGGCACCGCUACUGGUCUUGAAUGGCUUGAAAAUUUCCGUGCUACUCUUACUCCAGUCCCCAAUGCUGACACCAAACCUACACACCACGAUGACGGCGACGGCGACGACUCGGAACCCAUGGUGGAAACCGGGUUCCUCAGCCUUUACACGUCGGGAACAGACGAGGUACCGAGCUUACAAGAAAUGGUCCGUGAAGAAAUCUCACGGUUGCUACAAACGUACGGUGACCAGCCUCUGAGUUUAACCAUCACAGGACACAGUCUCGGUGCGGCUCUGGCUACUCUGACCGCUUACGACAUAAAAACCACCUUUAAACGUGCUCCGAUGGUGACCGUCAUGUCGUUCGGAGGUCCACGUGUAGGUAACCGGAGCUUUCGUUGCCAACUAGAGAAACAAGGGACGAAAGUGUUGAGAAUAGUGAACUCUGAUGAUCUUAUCACAAAAGUACCCGGGUUCGUACUAGAGGAAGAAGACGCUGACGUGCCGAAAGACCAAAACGUCUACGUGGCGGGUUUGCCUAGCUGGAUCCAAAAACGGGUCGAAGACACACAGUGGGUAUACGCGGAGGUAGGAAGAGAGCUUAAACUCCGCAGCAGAAGCUGCCCGUACCUUAAAAAUAUCAACGUUGCCACAUGUCACGACCUCAAAACAUACCUCCAUUUAGUCAACUAUUCAUGA